AUGUCUUCCAACGAGCUCAGACAACAACUGCCCUCCAUAAAGACAACAAAUCUAGAGGAGAACGCAACAGGCGCCAUCUAUCAAGUCAUCAAAGAAUUCAAUGCUAGAUUAGAAGACGAGCUUACUUUAAAAGUCGGUGACAAGAUUGAAGUCAUCUCAGAUGAUAAAGAGUAUAAUGAUGGUUGGUAUAUGGGGAAAUCUCUAAGUACAGGGUCUGUUGGUUUAUAUCCAAAAUCCUUCACACAACUAAUCCCAAGUUUAUCAAGACCAACGUUAUUAAGAUCAAGAUCCAGAAGAAUAGCUAGUCCAAACUCAAACAAUCAGUCACCUGUUUCACUUCCAACAUCAAGUGCUGCUAACACUCCAGCUACAGUUAAAACGCAACGUCAGUUUAUUCCAGAAGAGGCGACUGAAACAACAAAGGAAACAAUAGACCAUAAAAAACCAAACUCUGUAACAAGAGCAUUAUCUGAUAUUGACAAGGCAUUAGAAGAAUUAAGAAGUGAAGCUUCGCCGAAUCCAAACAAUGAUGUCAAUAGCAGUGGGUUUGGUGCUGGUGCAAAUGGCAAAGAUAAACAUAGAUCAUUUAGUAUCCAAUCUGAAGAUUCUUUAAACCCUGAGUUAGUGGAAUCCUGGUCUCCUGAACAAGUUACUGCUUAUUUUUCAUAUCUGGGCUUUGACGUGAACUCUGCAGGUCAAUUUGCAAGACAUAAAAUUACAGGUGCUAUUUUGUUGGAAUUGGAGUUGGCAUACUUGAAAGAAUUGGAUAUUUCAUCAUUUGGAACAAGAUUUGAGAUGUUUAAAGAGAUUGAAGCUUUGAAAGAGCUGGCUAAACAAAAAGAAAUAGAUCAAAGUUCGGCUGAAGAUAGUCCUUAUAGAUUGUUAGCCCCUGCAGAAUUGCACAGUUCCAGAAAUGUGUCAAAAACCAAUCAAUUAGAUGAUGACUAUGAUGUAUUCACUCGUCCACUGGGUCAUGCAAGAAAGAAAUCACAAUCGUUAGAUGAUAUCCCAGAAGUCACUAGACAACAGCAGCAGCAAGAUAAUCGUCAUCCACUAAGACCACUAUCUGUUCAUCCUCCGUCAUCACAGGUUCCAGAUCUUCCAGUUAUUCAACAACAAUUCGCAUCUCCAAGAAGAGCACCAAAUCCACCUUCAUACCCAAGUCCAAUACAAUUGAAAGAAGAUAACAACUCCAACCAUUUGACACCAACUGUGAACAGAACAAGUAGAAACUCAUACAUUGAGUUGAGUCAUUCAAGAAAACCUUCUUAUGAAGUCAAUACUGCUUAUCAAGUACCAAGAAGUGGAAACCAUUCAAGAAAUAACUCAGCAAACUUUAAGAGUCAAUCAGUUAGUGAUUUGUUAAGCACUACACAUCUUGAUAAUGGUCGUCCAGCUUCAAGCAUAUAUAUGCCAGAACCUCAACAUUCAAGAACUUCAAGUGCCAAUUUCAGAAGAGGUCAUAUCAGAGGUGCUUCUGACAUCAGUGUUGCUAAUUCAACAAAAGCUUCCAAGGAAGAACGUGCGCACCGUCGUCAUUCGUCUGUUUUUUCAUUCUUAUCAAAUGCUAAUUUCAAUAAUGGAGGUUCUAUUUCUCCAACAAGAAAAUCACCUACAAGAAGAAACUCAGUCAUCAACACUGAUGGUGCAGUGAGUCCAUCAAGAAAUGGAUUCCGUUCUCAAGACGCUCAAAUGACUCCUCAACUACAAAGUACACCACAGUUACAAGCUCCAGAUAAGAAAAGAAGAUCUGUGUCAGCAAAAGAGGCUGAUAAGGAGGAAUCACCUGCCAAAUCACCAGCUGGUAAAAGAUCUGUUUCAGAAGCUGUCAGAGCUAAAACUCUACGUAAUAUUUCCUCAUCAACAACUUUGAGAUCAAGAAAUACUAAAAAGGAUACAUCUGCUUUCAUGGAAGGUAUAAGGAACACCAAUCCAGCUGAUUCUAUAAAGACUGCUGAUUGUUUUGGUUGGAUGAGUAAAAGAGGUGGUAUUGCCGUCGGUACAUGGAAACAAAGAUAUUUCACCUUACAUGGUACAAGAUUAUCAUAUUUUACAUCAUUAAGUGAUACUAGAGAACGUGGGUUGAUUGAUAUAACUUCUCAUAAAGUUUUACCUGCUAAGGAUGAUGAUAAGUUUGUGUCAUUGUAUGCUGCUAGUACUGGGCAUGGUAAAUUCUGUUUCAAAUUGGUUCCUCCAGCUCCAGGUUCAAGAAAAGGUUUAACUUUUACUCAACCAAAAAUUCAUUAUUUUGCUGUUGAAUCUAAAGAAGAAAUGAGAACAUGGAUGGCUGCUCUUAUAAAAGCGACUAUCGAUAUUGAUGAAUCAGUUCCAAUUUUGAGUUCGUGUGCAACACCUACUGUUUCGUUACAAAAAGCUCAAGCCUUAUUGGUUCAAGCCAGAGAAAAUGCUAAAAAGAGAGAGGAUGCUUAUAGGCAAACUCAAGAACAAUUGAACCAACCACAACAUCAAGCAGGAAAAUUGGCACCAAAUGGUUCAUUGAAUGAUGUUUCGGGUACUUCAUCUAUUUCACCAGAUUCAGGUUCAUUUGAUUCUAACAUCCCAGCACAUUCACCAAAUACUACAGCAACAACUUCUGAAAUGACACCAAUAAUGCAAAAUGACAAUGGUUUCUCAUCACCUUAUAACAUUGCAUCUGGUUUCAUUUCACCAAAAUCUACACCAUCAUCAGCUAAUCCAAGUCCGAUUGAUACUGAGUUCAAGAGUAAACCAUAUAGCGCUGGUGCAAUCCGUCAUCCAAGUCAAAGAGUUGCUUCUUCUGCUUCUGCUGCCGCUGCUGCUGCUGUUGCACAUGCCGGUAAACAAAGAUCCAGUGAACCUUCCAAUAGAAUUUGA
Hansenula anomala is the source of this 2853-nucleotide messenger RNA. It is a transcript of the gene BOI1, whose product is annotated as Boi1p. Gene Ontology annotation, biological process: endosome organization; receptor recycling; retrograde transport, endosome to Golgi. Lineage: Eukaryota; Fungi; Ascomycota; Saccharomycetes; Phaffomycetales; Wickerhamomycetaceae. The record is from RefSeq and is a predicted model, not a curated record. Gene Ontology annotation, cellular component: recycling endosome; early endosome; trans-Golgi network. The transcript has a single exon. Bases 1 to 2853 code for a protein of 950 amino acids. Gene Ontology annotation, molecular function: protein binding.